CCAAAAUGGAAAAGCAAGGGGAAAUGCCUAGAGAGGAUAUUGGCACAGUUGCCAAGAACAGUUCCAAUGGUGAUCUUCGUUUUCCAGUGAUUGAAUUUUCCUUCAAAAACUUUCUGAAUUCUCUCUUUCUUUCUUCCCAUUCUCUUCUCACUGGUUCUUGUCAAUUUGAACGCCAAUGAUCACUCUGGCUUCUGCUUAUUUAUCAUCUUCCCGUUCCAAUCUCUCUUCUCUGAAGAAUCUUCGUCUCUUCAAACCCUCUUCCACAUUCUCACCAUCACUCUCUAAUCUCAAGCCCUUAAAUCCUUUCCUCAAACCACCUUCCAAUCAGAGUAGAAUCGGUAAUGGGAUUUGUAGGGCGGAAUUGGGUAACGACGCACCUUUCGCCAUUGCGAUCGGUGCCUGUUUUCUCAGUUCUCUUGUUCUUCCGGUAGCCGACGGUGCUUCCGAUGAUGAGAGCGAUGCCAUCAUUGAUUCCACCGAUACCCGGCUCGCCGUCAUGAGCAUCAUUAGCUUUAUCCCCUACUUCAAUUGGCUGAGUUGGGUUUUUGCGUGGCUUGAUUCUGGGAGAAGACUUUAUGCUGUUUAUGCAAUCGUGUAUUUGGCUCCUUACCUAAGGUCAAACUUAUCGUUGUCGCCUGAAGAGAGCUGGCUUCCUAUUGUCAGUAUUCUUCUCUGCAUCAUUCACAUUCAGCUUGAAGUGAGCAUUACAAAUGGAGAUAUUCAACCUUUGCAAAUAUUUGGGAAAGCCUCAAAGCCAAUUUCUUCAACCAAGAAAGGGAGAGACCAUUUCAAAGGGUCCCAAGGACCAUACAAAGAGAGCGGAAAAAAAGAGGACAGGAAGCUGCCGUCAGCGGAAGAACAAUUUCAGGAUAAAAUUAGAAGAUGGGGAGAUUCUAAAGAGAAAUUAGAUAAUGAACAGUCAAAUGGAGAAUGGGAUGAUGAACAAAGGAGAAAGCAUUAGGUUAUGUGUUCUAACUUUCCUCUGCUUGUGGGGUGGGCUCCUUAUAAAUUAAAGUUGAAGGAUAGAGAAACUGAUAGCAUUAAAGUUAUAGCAUUAAAAUUAGUUUUCCCUUUAAAUUUAUUCAGCUGCUGCCAUUUUCAUGGAUCUUGAGCAUUAAAACUGCUGUAGUUGUAUUGCUUAGCUGAGGUUGCUGAAUGUUAUUAUUUUACUUUUCUUUUAUCAGAAACAUAAGUUUAGUAUCGAAA
This is a messenger RNA of Benincasa hispida (wax gourd), 1206 nucleotides long. Its product is annotated as zinc finger matrin-type protein. Lineage: Eukaryota; Viridiplantae; Streptophyta; Magnoliopsida; Cucurbitales; Cucurbitaceae. The record is from RefSeq and is a predicted model, not a curated record.